Paramecium octaurelia is the source of this 885-nucleotide messenger RNA. NCBI's taxonomy places the organism in Eukaryota, Ciliophora, Oligohymenophorea, Peniculida, Parameciidae. The record is from the annotation of a GenBank genome assembly.
AUGUACUCAUCAUUCAUUACUAAAAAACCUAUUGGAUAUAGUUUGCUAAUUACAUGCAUGAUUCUUGAUCUAUUUAUUGCAGCAUCCUAAUAUUCAAACUACUGUGAAUUUUUCAAUAAACCAAUUUAUAAAGUAUCAUCAGAUAAUGGAAUAACAAUUUAUUAAACUAAUUCAGAAGGAUGUGUACUAAGUUAAAAUUUUGAAUUAACUUAUAUGGGUUUAGGUGUUAGUGAUCAAAAUGCAAAGUCAGAAGUUGACAAUCGAAUCACAAUAUUAAAUUCCAUUAACACUGAAUUAUUUGCUUAUUUAUCUCUCUUUGUCUUCUACUUCCACAUUAUUACAAGCUUUUUGCCUUUGUUUGUAGACUUCAUCUUAUCUAUUUCAGAAUAUUGGGCUUACAAGACAAGAAACACUCUCAUGAUAUCAUUAAUUAGGAAUUUAAUCGUUAUCAACUGGUAAUUAAUGCAACCCUUACUCCUACUUACAACAGUCGUUAAUAGUAUUACCUAUAAAGAAUGCUUUGAAGUGUAAGAUUUAAGAUUUCUGAUCCCAAUUUACACAACAGAAUGGGCUAUCCUCUUUAUAGUUGUAAUAGUUCUGGAAACUUAUACGCUUUUUUUCUUUUUAGUUAAAUGGCGAAAUGAAUUCCCUUGUUAUCUUCUAAUAUUUUAAAUGUUUCAUUUUGGCAUUUUUCACACUGUUAUUAUUUACAAUAUGGUUAAGGGAUCAAAAAAACUAUUGCAAGUUUUAUUCACUUAUAAAUAGUGGGUGACAGUUUUUGAAAUCCAAAAAUUAUAUCUAGAAUUCUAUGUAAUUUAAGAAAGAUUUCGAAAUCACAGAAUAUAAUAGGCUAAAUUUGCUCAAUUAUAUAACUAAAAAUUUUGA